AUGUCAUGUUCAGAUGUUUCAUUAUUGCUUUCAACUAUUCAGAUAGCAUUACAGCAGUCAAAGAAGUCACUUAAAGAUUUAACGAGCUUGUUACCUAUAGAUAAGGGGAUAUCAUUAUUAUCAUUGAAAUCACAUUUGUUUUUGUCAUAUUUACAUAAUCUUGUGUUUUUAAUUCUUUUGAAGAUACGUGGUGAAUCUAUUUCUGAAGGAAAAUAUGUAUCUAUAGUUGAACGUUUGAUAGAACUUAGAAUUAUAUUGGAGAAAGGAGUGCAGCCGAUUGAAACAAAACUUCGGUAUCAGAUAGAUAAGAUUUUGGCUAAUGUUGAGAAACACUCGUUUUCUGAAAAAGCUCAAUUGGAAAAAAUAGAUGCACUUUCAUAUAAACCAAAUCCUGAGAGUCUUGUAUCUGAAGAUGUGUUGGAUGUUAAAGAUGAUUCACAUAAACAGGAUGUUUAUCGUCCCCCUAGAAUAUCUUCUACAUUGCCGUCUGAAUAUGUAGAACAUCGUAUGCAGCCAAAUCAUACGCUCCGUGAUUUCAUUACUUCAGAAAUGUCAUUGGCACCUAUAUCGGAGCCGUCUAUUGGUUCUAAUAUUCUUUCUUAUGGAAAGAGGCUUCACUCUGCUUCAGCUCAAGAACAAAGAAAUUUUGAAAGAAAAAGGCAAUAUGAGGAAGAAAAUUUUGUACGUCUUCCAAAAGAAAAUAAAAAAAAUAAAAAAAAGCGUCAGGAUUUUGUUUUUGGUGGUGAAGAUUGGAGAAUUUUAGAUAGUGAACUUUAUUAUCCACCUUUAAUUAAAGAAGGGAUAGUCUCUAAAAGCCUUAAAAGAACAGAUGAUCAAGACGAUGGUGUUGCAGGAAGUUUUGGUGCUGAUUUCCGUAGAAAGAAAAAAGCAUUAGCUAAGAAACUAAAAUUAAAGACGAAAAAAAAGUAA
This is a messenger RNA of Pneumocystis jirovecii RU7, 930 nucleotides long. RefSeq lists its product as uncharacterized. The coding region runs from base 1 to 930 and encodes 309 amino acids. Lineage: Eukaryota; Fungi; Ascomycota; Pneumocystomycetes; Pneumocystales; Pneumocystaceae. Gene Ontology annotation, cellular component: small-subunit processome; nucleolus. The transcript has 2 exons. The record is from RefSeq and is a predicted model, not a curated record. Gene Ontology annotation, biological process: maturation of SSU-rRNA from tricistronic rRNA transcript (SSU-rRNA, 5.8S rRNA, LSU-rRNA).